This is a messenger RNA of Naumovozyma dairenensis CBS 421, 1335 nucleotides long. It is a transcript of the gene APM1, whose product is annotated as Apm1p. The transcript has a single exon. Gene Ontology annotation, molecular function: clathrin-cargo adaptor activity. The record is from RefSeq and is a predicted model, not a curated record. Gene Ontology annotation, cellular component: clathrin-coated vesicle; clathrin adaptor complex. Lineage: Eukaryota; Fungi; Ascomycota; Saccharomycetes; Saccharomycetales; Saccharomycetaceae. Gene Ontology annotation, biological process: intracellular protein transport; vesicle-mediated transport. Bases 1 to 1335 code for a protein of 444 amino acids.
AUGGCAUCAGCAAUUUACUUUUGUGAUAUUAAAGGUCGUCCGUUACUAUCAAGGAAAUAUAGAGAUGAUAUCCCAUUGACAGCCAUUGAUAAAUUUGCAUCACUUUUAGCUGACUUAGAAGAAGAAUCAAGUGUGAUACCUCCAUGUUUGACAUAUAAUAAUACGCAAUACCUUUUUAUCCAACACAGUGAUAUAUAUUUAGUUGCUAUAACGAAUCUAUUGAGAACGAAUAUUGCUGAAGUAUUUGCAUUCUUAUAUAAGAUUAUUGAUGUCCUUGGAGAUUAUUUGAAAACGGUGGAAGAAGAAUCAAUCAGAGAUAAUUAUGUUAUCAUUUAUGAGUUAUUGGAUGAGUUGAUGGAUUAUGGUAUUCCACAGAUUACAGAGACUAAAAUGUUGAAGCAAUAUAUUACACAGAAAUCAUUCAAAUUAGUGAAAGCAGCUAAAAAGAAACAAAAUGCUGCGAGACCACCAUCUGCCUUGACAGAUUCAGUUAGUUGGAGAUCUGAAGGUAUUAAAUAUAAGAAAAAUGAAGCAUUUUUGGAUAUUGUUGAAUCAAUAAAUAUGUUAAUGACUCAAAAGGGGCAAAUAUUAAGAUCGGAAAUUUUAGGUGUAGUGAAGAUUAAGUCUCGUUUAUCAGGUAUGCCAGAUUUAAAACUAGGUAUCAAUGAUAAGGGGAUAUUUUCCAAACAAUUAACUGAGGAUGAUACAAAUAAUAACGCUACUUCGAAGAAACAAAAUAAAAUUGAAUUAGAAGAUUUGAAAUUCCAUCAAUGUGUAAGAUUGAGUAAAUUUGAAACUGAAAAAAUAAUCACGUUUAUACCACCUGAUGGAGAUUUCGAAUUAAUGAAUUAUAGAUUAUCCACUUCCAUUAAACCAUUAAUUUGGUGUGAUAUGAAUGUUCAAGUCCAUUCCAAUUCAAGAAUUGAAAUACAUUGUAGAGCGAAAGCACAAAUUAAAAAGAAAUCGACCGCUACUAAUGUUGAAAUACUUAUUCCAGUACCUGAAGAUGCGGAUACACCAAACUUUAAAUAUUCUCAUGGUUCGAUAAAAUGGGUCCCUGAAAAGAGUGCUAUUCUUUGGAAAAUAAGGAGUUUCCCAGGUGGUAAAGAGUAUUCUAUGGCAGCAGAAUUAUGUUUACCAUCCACUUCUAGUAAGUCUGAGGAGGUCCAAAAUAAAAAACCUGUGCAAGUUAAAUUUCAAAUACCUUAUUUCACGACAUCAGGCAUUCAAGUUCGUUACUUGAAGAUUAAUGAACCAAAAUUACAAUAUAAAAGUUAUCCCUGGGUUAGGUAUAUUACACAAAGUGGUGAUGAUUAUACUAUUCGUUUAAUUUAA